Messenger RNA from Mandrillus leucophaeus (drill), 1786 nucleotides. RefSeq names its product G protein-coupled receptor 183 (gene GPR183). Lineage: Eukaryota; Metazoa; Chordata; Mammalia; Primates; Cercopithecidae. The transcript is spliced from 2 exons. Gene Ontology annotation, molecular function: oxysterol binding; G protein-coupled receptor activity. The record is from RefSeq and is a predicted model, not a curated record. Gene Ontology annotation, cellular component: membrane. Gene Ontology annotation, biological process: G protein-coupled receptor signaling pathway. Bases 172 to 1257 code for a protein of 361 amino acids.
AUGCUCAGUCACAGGAUGACAGAAAAAAAAAAGUCACCACCAUAAAAGGAUGUCUGCAUAACCUCUCUUAAAACAACAUGCCACAGUUAACUUACUUCAGUUUGGACAAGUACUGACAGCUACUACACAGAGAUCCGAACGAGUCACUGAUAUACACCUUGACCACCACCAAUGGAUAUACAAAUGGCUAACAAUUUUACUAUGCCCUCUGCACCUCCUCAGGGAAAUGACUGUGACCUCUAUGCACAUCACAGCACAGCCAGGAUAGUAAUGCCUCUGCAUUACAGCCUCGUCUUCAUCAUUGGGCUCGUGGGAAACUUACUAGCCUUGGUUGUCAUUGUUCAAAACAGGAAAAAAAUCAACUCUACCACCCUCUAUUCAACAAAUUUGGUGAUUUCUGAUAUACUUUUUACCACCGCUUUGCCUACACGAAUAGCCUACUAUGCAAUGGGCUUUGACUGGAGAAUCGGAGAUGCCUUGUGUAGGAUAACUGCGCUAGUGUUUUACAUCAACACAUAUGCGGGUGUGAACUUUAUGACCUGCCUGAGUAUUGACCGCUUCAUUGCUGUGGUGCACCCUCUACGCUACAACAAGAUAAAAAGGAUUGAACAUGCAAAAGGUGUGUGCAUAUUUGUCUGGAUUCUAGUAUUUGCUCAGACACUCCCACUCCUCAUCAACCCUAUGUCAAAGCAGGAGGCUGAAAGGAUUACAUGCAUGGAGUAUCCAAACUUUGAAGAAACUAAAUCUCUUCCCUGGAUUCUGCUUGGGGCAUGUUUCAUAGGAUAUGUACUUCCACUUAUAAUCAUUCUCAUCUGCUAUUCUCAGAUCUGCUGCAAACUCUUUAGAACUGCCAAACAAAACCCACUCACUGAGAAAUCUGGUGUAAACAAAAAGGCUCUCAACACAAUUAUUCUUAUUAUUGUUGUGUUUGUUCUCUGUUUCACACCUUACCAUGUUGCAAUUAUUCAACAUAUGAUUAAGAAGCUUCGUUUCUCUAAUUUCCUGGAAUGUAGCCAAAGACAUUCGUUCCAGAUUUCUCUGCACUUUACAGUAUGCCUGAUGAACUUCAAUUGCUGCAUGGACCCUUUUAUCUACUUCUUUGCAUGUAAAGGGUACAAGAGAAAGGUUAUGAGGAUGCUGAAACGGCAAGUCAGUGUAUCGAUUUCUAGUGCUGUCAAGUCAGCCCCUGAAGAAAACUCACGUGAAAUGACAGAAACGCAGAUGAUGAUACAUUCCAAGUCUUCAAAUGGAAAAUGAAAUGGAUUGUAUUUUGGUUUACAGUGAAGUAAACUGUAUGACAAACUUUGCAGGACUUCUUAUAAAGCAAAAUAAUUGUUCAGCUUCCAAUGAGGAUUCUUUUACAUUUCUUUCACUGGGCACUUUCCCAUCUCCAACUUGGAAGUAACCCCAAGAGAAGAACAUAAAGCAAACAACAUAAAGUACAAUAAAAAUGAAAAUAAAUAUUUCAUUUUUAUUUGUAAACGAAUACACCAAAAGGAGGCACUCUUAACAACUCCCAAUGUAAAAAGUUUUGUUUUAAUAAAAAAUUAAUUAUUAAUAUUUCUUGCCAACAAAUGGCAAAAGAAAAAGGACUGAAUAGAUUAUAUAUUGCCAGAUGUUAAUACUGUAACAUACUUUUUAAAUAACAUAUUUCCUAAAUCCAAAUUUCUCUCAAUGUUAGAUUUAAUUCCCUCAAUAACAUCAGUGUUUUGUUUUGUUUUGUUCUGAGUCAUAAAACUUUGUUAAAGAACUCUUUUGGAAUAAAAAGCAGGAUGCUGCAAAGUUA